AUGCUGGGUUUCCCUGGUAUUCCAGGAUCAAAUGGGAUACCGGGAGUGCCGGGCGUCCCGGGGCCACAUGGACCCCAGGGAAGAGAAGGUGUAAAAGGACAAAUUGGUGAUAAAGGAUCACAUGGAAUGCCAGGUCCAAGAGGAGACAGAGGGCGCGAAGGACCCCCUGGGAAGAGUGGACCCCGAGGAAUUCAGGGAAUGAAAGGUGAACAGGGACUUCUGGGAAUUAAAGGAGAGAGAGGCAUUGCGGGAAUGAAAGGAGAGCAAGGAGCCGUGGGAAUGAAAGGAGAGCGAGGCAUUGCGGGAAUGAAAGGAGUGCGCGGAGCUGUGGGAAUGAAAGGAGAGCGAGGCAUUGUGGGAAUGAAAGGAGUGCGCGGAGCUGUGGGAAUGAAAGGAGAGCGAGGCAUUGCGGGAAUGAAAGGAAGAAUAGGAGACAAAGGAGAGAAAGGAGAAAGCGCCAAAGCCAGUCAAGCAAGUGUAGUACCACAAACCAACUGGAAACAAUGUGUGUGGAAAUCAGGCAUCAGUACUGAUAACGGAAAGAUUAAGGUAAUUAGAAUAAGAUCAUAACAAACUCUAAAGGAAAGUAAUUCCUCUCUAAAUCAAAAUAUUUCAAAGAAGAACGUCUCCCUUCUCACUCACCAUUUGCCAACACAUUACAUAAAUAACUAAGUUUCAUUUCUCUCUACUUUGUUUUUUUUUGUACGAAAAAAGGAAAGCCAUCUUGGGUGAUAAAAUGAUUCCUGGCCAUAUGGUUAAGGAUAACGAAAAUUGAAGCUAUUACAGAGUUUUCAAAAAUUAGAAAGUAAUCUUGACUGGAGUUGUUAGUAUUAAUCAUUACACACGGUUGCUCGCCUUACUACAAUAUGUUUGAUUUGUUUGAUUUUUAUUCCAGGAAUGUGCGUUUAACAAACUGCAGUCUCAUUCAGCGCUCAGAGUCUCAUUCCAGGGAAACAUGAGGGUCGAAGGUACUAGUUCUAAGUGUAAUCGCUGGUAUUUCAAGUUCAAUGGAAAUGAAUGCAGUGGACCAAUGACGAUUGAGGCUGUUGUUUACAACUACUGGCCAUCUGGGAACCCUAAUCUGCUACAUCAUCGGUCAUUUGAGGGAUACUGUGAAAACAUCCCACAAGGCGCUGUUAGAGUGGAAUUAUGGGUAGGAAAGUGUACUGGCGUGACCCUGGGUGAUGCUCACACUGGGUGGAAUUCAGUGUCCCGGAUAAUGAUUGAAGAAGUAUCUAGGCCCCAGUCCUAA
This is a messenger RNA of Porites lobata, 1252 nucleotides long. The record is from the annotation of a GenBank genome assembly. Lineage: Eukaryota; Metazoa; Cnidaria; Anthozoa; Scleractinia; Poritidae.